GGCAGGCGGCGGGGCGGCAGAGCAGCGAGCUCUGCCCUCAUAGCGUUGUUUCCCCGGGGCCGGCAUCCGCCACGGGCAGGGAGGGCGGUGUUGGCCCCUCGCCCAAGGCCAUGCCUGGUGGGAUCGCAGUCUGUUCCCGUUUAACGCGGGGUUAAACGUGAGGUUCUGUCAGCCACGGGAAAGCUGAAGUUGUGUUUCCCUACCGUAGGGAGACGGGGGAUGUCAAACCCCUCCACACUGCGUGAGUUCUAUUAGAGCAGGCUCUAAUUUCUGCUGGUUCUGUGGAAGUCUCAGCGAAAAAAGUCACUCUCUCCUGGCGGCUCGUCAUCUGGGAGAAGCUGAGCGAGGACCAGUGUUGGGGUUCACACACUGGGGUUCAGAGAUUAUGAGCAGCAGUAAUUAUGAGCCUCGUAGCAAAAAGGGAAGGAAGUCCAUCCAUGAGGCUCCAGACGCUGAGAUACUACAUUCUUAUACACACAGCCAUACCUGCUCAUCUAUGGUUAGUAUGGGUAGAGAUGUAGCAUCUCUGUGGUGGUUAGAGACUACUGUCAAAAGAUGGGAACAUAAAUUAAUUUAAAUGACUUCAUCUCUUCUAAGUAAUCCGACAUGGGGCAGCUGCUGCUGGGCUCUUCCCACAAGAAGACACUCCUGCAGCUCCCCAGCUACCCACAGGCUUGCUAUGUAAGCCCAGUAUACCUCAUCUUGCUACAGAGUAACAGGGUAUGGUUACAGAGAUGAAAUGGGAUAACAAACAUCACCUUCAGGGCUGAAACAGCUCUGUUCCCAAACUGAAUUUUGCUUUUAAGUUGUGCAGGAUGAUAACUAUACUUGUUUUACUGAAGCAGUCAGAAGUUUGGAGUGACAGAAAAACAACAGUGAAGGUAUAGAGUCCGUGAAGACAGCUGUAAGAAUUCAUUAAUAAUGAAUACAUAUCCAGGAAGGCUGGUUGAAUGCCUGACAUUAACACUUCUGCUAGUGAAUCUACUGCUCUGGUAGAGUCCCCUGUGAAAAAUUGUCAGAAACUUGUAAGUUUGUAGUGGUUUCAUAUGAAAAUCCAGAAAGUUACUAUAAAAUAAAUGAAGUAAAUAGACAUGAAAAUUAGGUGUGUAUGGAGAUGAGCUUUUAGCUGAAACUAGUUUUAAUUUAUUAUUGGAAAAUAAACUUCAUAGGGAGGUGAGAAUGGACAGAAAGCAUUAAGUUAUGAAAUCAAAUCUGCUGCAGGUAGUUUAUAAUAUAAUCCCAGUGCAUCCAGCUCCAUAUACAGCUAAUUAGGUGGUUUGCUCUGAAACCUUCUAAUAAACUCUGAAGCCUUCUAGUACUGUAGCUACUCUUCUGGGGAAUAGCAACCUUCUUGUAACUUCCAUGCCAGAUGCAGUCAUUUAUUUGAGGUUUAGAAUGUUUAAAUAAGGGAAAAAAGCCUUGGAAAUAGUUCUGCAUGCUUGGUUAAUAUCCUUGUGAGUUCUAAUUUUAACAGCAUACAUACAGCUGUUUAAAAAACAAACAUGUUUUUAAGAAGUUUCUAGUUAAGCAUAUUACAUUUGUGCAUUUACUUGAUUUCAGGUACAUACAUCCCUAUUUUUACCUAUUCACAAUUAACCAUGGACUACUAAUAAACUGCUGUCCAGUCCAUCAGAACAAAUAAUUGUUUUUCUACAUGCUUUUUAUUCCAUUUCACUAUAGCUGUCUGUGGCCCUAAAAAAGUAUAGAGCCCUAGCAGUAUAUCUUAAAGCUAGUUGUUAGAAAAGCAGAAUACUUUUUGUUUGACCAAGGAGGGUGUUUUCACUGACUGCAGUAGAAGAACCAGAGUAUAAAAUCCAAAUCUUGUGCAGGCAGGCCAGAUCUAUGAUAGCAGUUGGACUCGGUGUGGCAACUGUUGCAUUUGCAGGUCGUUAUGCAUUCCACCUUUGGAAGCCAUUGGGGCAGGCAAUUACAGAGACAGCAAAAAAGAUUUCAACUUCUAGUCUUUCAUUAUACUAUAAAGGAGGAUUUGAGCAGAAAAUGAGUAGGCGUGAAGCAAGUCUUAUUUUAGGUGUAAGUCCAUCUGCUGACAAGGCCAAAAUCAGAGCAGCCCAUAGAAGAAUCAUGAUCUUGAAUCAUCCUGAUAAAGGAGCACCAGGUGAAGGGAUUUGUGCCUCCAUGCUGCCCCUGCAGCUCUUCUGUCGUGGCCAAAGAGAGAAGUGUUGUCUAAUGUCCUCAGCUGCAGAGUUCAGACCUAGAACAAUCUUGAACAUGUGGCAUUGCAGAGAGAUUCGCUUGGUUAUGUUUUCAACUUCAUUUCUUCUGGCUCUGGUGGAUCACCUUACUUAGCAACAAAAAUAAACGAAGCAAAAGACUUGCUGGAAUCCAGUACCAAAAAUUGAAAUCCUAAGACUUGCGUCGCAGAAAAACAAAACAAAACAAACCAGCAGAAAGCACACACAAAAACACCCCACUUCUUAUGCAUCUUUCUCUGGAAGGUUCAACAGAUACAGUGUGCAACAGCUUUCAUAUGUACUUGUUCUGCACAGUUGGUUAACAGUGCACUAGAUGUUUAUAUUUAUUGUUGAAAUUAAAGAUUUAAGACUAUUUAAAAGCAAA
This is a messenger RNA of Lagopus muta (rock ptarmigan), 2577 nucleotides long. It is a transcript of the gene DNAJC15, whose product is annotated as DnaJ heat shock protein family (Hsp40) member C15. The record is from RefSeq and is a predicted model, not a curated record. The transcript is spliced from 7 exons. Gene Ontology annotation, molecular function: ATPase activator activity. Bases 1843 to 2307 code for a protein of 154 amino acids. NCBI's taxonomy places the organism in Eukaryota, Metazoa, Chordata, Aves, Galliformes, Phasianidae. Gene Ontology annotation, cellular component: PAM complex, Tim23 associated import motor. Gene Ontology annotation, biological process: protein import into mitochondrial matrix.